AUGAUUGUGCAUGAGUUGGCUAAAAGAAAGACCAGCACUCCCUCAGAGGCUCCAGCUGAGUUGUGGCGUCCUGGUCCAAACUUGGCGGAGGCAAACCUUGGAGAAUGUGACAUAUGCAAGAAGGUCAUGGAGGCAGUCCGUGAUGUGAAGACCUUGCCGUGUAGGCACAGGUUCCAUUUCGACUGCAUAGAUGGCUUUCACAGGCGCAAGCUUCGUGAGCAAGGUGACGUGAAUCUCCCGUGCUUUACAUGCGGAGCCGCUUCGCACAAGUCCAUCGCCGCUGUUGUAGCAGAGCGCCAUCGACAGAAAGAGCAGGCCAUUGCGAGUCCAUGCAAACAAAAUCCGAAGGAGUGGUGA
Symbiodinium sp. CCMP2456 is the source of this 357-nucleotide messenger RNA. NCBI's taxonomy places the organism in Eukaryota, Dinophyceae, Suessiales, Symbiodiniaceae. The record is from the annotation of a GenBank genome assembly.